Molecule: messenger RNA, 2099 nt
Organism: Cheilinus undulatus (humphead wrasse)
Lineage: Eukaryota; Metazoa; Chordata; Actinopteri; Labriformes; Labridae
Gene: trim54
Product: tripartite motif containing 54
Exons: 9
Coding region: 225-1322 (365 amino acids)
Molecular function (GO): zinc ion binding
Source: RefSeq, a predicted model, not a curated record
GGCAAAAGGGAUGGGCAGCUGGGACACUGACGUUGUUACACAUAGGACAGAGAGAAAUACCUUUAAAAACACCAGCAGCAGCAUCAGUGGAUGGUAGAAUGUUUUAAAGUUACUCCAGGAUAUUGAAUUUUAGAGGAAAGGCUGAGAAAAGUCUCUAUUUUCUGUUUCUUUGCUUGUUACCCUCUGCUUUUUCUUCGAGUUUCUACAAAACCGCCUCAGAGGUGAUGAACUUUGCUCUCGGCUUCAAGCCUCCAUCAGCCGGCAGUUCUGGGCCCAGUGCAGGAAGAGGAGCCACCAUGGAAAACCUGGAGAAGCAGCUAAUCUGCCCAGUUUGUCUGGAAAUGUUCUCUAAGCCUGUGGUCAUCCUGCCCUGCCAGCAUAACCUCUGCCGCAAGUGUGCCAACGACAUCUUCCAGUCAGCGAACCCUUUGUGGCAGUCCCGUGGCUCCUCCAGCCUCAGUGCGAGCGGUGGCCGAUUUCGCUGUCCUUCAUGCCGCCAUGAGGUGGUGCUUGACCGCCACGGGGUCUACGGUCUGCAGAGAAACCUGCUAGUGGAGAACAUCAUAGACCUCUACAGACAGCAGGAAUCAUCCAGGCUGGUGAACUUAAAGCCAGAGCAGCAGCUUCAGCAGUUGAUGUGUGACGACCACGAAGAAGAAAAGAUCAACAUCUACUGCCUGUCCUGUCAGACGCCGACCUGCUCAAUGUGCAAAGUGUUCGGGAAACACAAAGACUGUGAUGUGGCUCCGCUCAGCAGCGUCUACAUGAGACAGAAGACAGAGCUGAGCGACGGCAUCGCAGCCUUGGUUGCAAGUAACGACCACACUGAGGCGGUCAUCACUCAAAUGGAGGAAACCUGCCGAACUAUAGAGGAGAACGGUAGGCAGACGAGAGAGCAGCUGGCUGAUAGCUUCGACAGUCUGGUGGCCAUAUUGGAGGAACGUAAACAGGAGCUGGUGGGUCUGAUCACCAAACAACAGGAUGACAAACUCAGACACGUUCGAUCCCUCAUACGUCAGCAUGGUGAUGACCUGGAGGCCGCAGUGACGCUGGUGGAGUCGGCGAUUCAGCUGAUGGAGGAGCCACACAUGCCUCUGUUCAUACAGAGUGCCAAAGUUGUGCUGGAAAAGAUGGCAGCAACAGCCCGGACCUCUAACAUCGAGCGUCCAGAGCUCGGCUUUGAGAGUAUGAGCCACUUCACCAUCAACAUCGACAACCUCGCCGUCAUGCUGAUGAACAUUGACUUCUGCCCCAGCGGAGACAACGUGGAAGAAGAUCCUGAGGAAGGUGAAGAGGACUCAGAGCAUGACUUGAGAUUUUAAUUCCACAGUAAAGAGAGGAGGACAUGUGUAAAAAUCAUCUCUAACAAGACCACUUACGUAAAGAGCGAGCUGCAGAGAGUGAAGGAUUCCCCUCACCCACUCAGGAAAGGGACGGCAGCAGUGUAUUCAUGCUGACUCAGUCAAAGACAACAACAACAGCAUCCUCCUCCUCCGUGCUGUUAUGUAUCCGUGUUGAGCGGGGACAUUCGGCCGAGCAGCUUGAGAGUCACUGGUGAUUGUUUGGGCGUGGGAUGAUGACACUGAUCUCAUGAUAUUUGGUCUUUUGUUCUUUUACUCGAGGUCCUCGCUGCAGUCCUGAAGAAAAAUGUAAAAGAGGGAUGGAAAAAGAGGUUUACCAUAAUCCUCAGGAAGAAAUCCACUCAGUGUUGGAGUGAAUUGGACAUGAAACAACAAUGACGACAUGGGAGAAAAAUACAGAAACAAUACCUUUACAUGCGUUUUCCAUCUGUGUUUCCUCCUGCAGCAGCAAAAAAACAAAACAGUUGGAUUUUAGCCACACAGAUCGUCCCUUUUGUCUCAUGUAAAGCACUGUCUCAAAAUAUGUCUGUAAAUGUAUGGCACAGGAAAUAUUUAGAGUGGAUUUUUCCUUUAUUUCCAUCUGGAUUUAAACCCUCUCUGUCUAAAAACUUAGACUACCUUUUUUCCCAUUCUGUCAGAUUUAUAUGUAAUGGGUGGUGAUGCUAUGUAAAUUAAAGACUGCGUGUUUAGGAUUAAAGUCAAUGAAAUAGAAAUGGUUUUGUUGGAUAGAUUCCUUUU